CUCAGUCCUACAGUCAGUCUUCGUAUUUCGAACAGAGCACACAACUUUGGGGGCUCCCCUACCAACCUCAUUUGGUUAUUUUGCUUUCAUCGCCCACCGAAAGUUCCAUUUUAUUUUAAAGUGCACAGAAUAUUUUCGUUUCUGAAAUUCCAGUGGGCUGCUCAUUUUUCCUCAGUUGUUAUCAAAAUAAUAGAGUCAAUUUCGUCUGCUGCAGCAACCCAACGGAAUGAGCUUUUGAUCCCAUUGGAUAGAUUAUACGACAAAUACGACAAACGACACCGAAGCAAUCAUGAAAUUGGACAAACAAGAAAGUGAAGAUUGUAACGCCCCAGUAUGGCAACAACUACUUCCGACAUCCGUUCCCACGUCAGUGAUUGAGCGGAGCGAAGUACGUGUCAACAUCCCGACCGAAGAACCCACUAGUCCACAUGGCGAUCAACCCAAAAAGAUGGGGAGUUCUUGGUUUCCUUCGUUCGCACCUUCCUGGGCCGAACGACAGAGGUUACAGAAUGGUAGGGAAGUCUUCCGACCACACAUUAACAGCGCGUCUAGCAGCACUGGAUCAACGGAAGGAGAUCCUCGGAUAAAUGCACCAAAAUCGCCCACCGAGAAGAGUUCGUCGAGUCCCCUCAUGAGGUACAGGCAGAAUCGGUGGAGUUCACGUCGAGUUCGAAAGCGCGUUGUGCUCAAAAAUGGCGAAUGCAACGUCGUCCAAAGUAACGUGGCUAAAAGGCGGAGGCGCUACCUAGCCGAUAUUUUCACAACCAUGGUGGAUAUCCAGUGGCGUUGGACACUUCUCAUCUUCACGGCCAGCUUCGUUUUGAGCUGGCUGGCCUUCGCCGUCCUAUGGUGGUUGAUCGCUUUCACUCACGGCGACCUAGAACCCGAUCACCUUCCCGAUAACCAAGGAGCGUCCGGUUGGAAACCUUGCGUUGGAAACAUUCACGGUUUCGCGUCGACCUUUCUGUUCAGCAUCGAAACUCAACACACUAUCGGUUAUGGGUACAGGUACACGACCGAAGAGUGCCCCGAAGGCAUUUUUGUCAUGUGUAUCCAGAGUAUUAUCGGUGUAAUGAUUCAGGCGUUCAUGGUAGGCGUCGUCUUUUCCAAACUGACAAGGCCCAAAAUGCGCGCUCAGACGCUGCUUUUUAGUCGAUCAGCCGCUAUCUGCCAGCGUGACGGGCAACUUUGUUUGAUGUUCCGCGUUGGUGAUAUGCGUAAAUCUCACAUUAUCGACGCUCACAUCCGCGCUCAAAUGAUCCGGAUGCGAGUGACGGAUGAAGGAGAACAAAUGCCUUAUUUCCAAUACGAACUGAAAGUCGGAAUCGAUCACGACGAGAGCGAUCUCUUCCUCAUCUGGCCCAUGACAAUCGUUCACAAAAUCACGCCAGACUCUCCGCUCUACAACGUCUCCGCCUCGGAUCUCCUUAAGGACAAAUUUGAAAUCGUCGUCAUCCUGGAGGGUACGGUCGAGUCGACCAGCAUGACGACGCAAGCCCGCUCGUCUUACCUGCCGUCCGAAAUCAAAUGGGGACACCGGUUCGAACCGCUCGUCUCCUUCCGCAAAGAUACCGGCCAAUACGCCGUCGACUACAGCCUUUUCAACAAUACGUACGAAGUGGACACGCCGCUUUGCAGCAGCCGUGACUUGGAUGAGUUCAAGAAACUCCGCGAUGAGAACCAAUUAGGUAAUGCACAAACAAAGCAAGUGACGAGACCGAUGCAGACAAUGCCUCUGCAACUUACGUUCAAUCGGAAUUUGUUGAUUGAUCCAUCAGUCGUCAAUACUCCAAUGAUGAGAGGAGUUGCCCCUCUCGCUGUGACUCCUGCUCCGCUCACAACUGUCAUCAAUGCCAGCAACGUUAACAGACCAGUUGUCGUGCCAGUGAUGACUACAGUUGAUCCACCGACUAGCGACUCCAUCGCCACGUGAAUCUAAAACUUGCUAAUUAAAAAAACUGAUUCCAUCAUCACCCAGUAAAAUGGGAUGUAGAAAAAAGCCCGAAGAUACUUUUCGCCUUAUAAUAAGUUCUUCGUAUACCGUAAUGUGCAUAUUCACUUUAUAUCCAUGAUAUAUAAAUAUAUAAAUAUUAUGUUCGUUUAGGAUUGAAAACAAGUAAAACUAAAAAAAAAUCUGAAUAUUUUUAUUGGAGCGUUAUGUGCCUUUACAUUCAAUCAUAUCCAUGUAUUGAAAUAAUAGCGAAAUUUGUCUUCCAAAAUGUAAUGCCUUGUUUUGCCUUUGUGCGACUACGCACAACGAACACAACUCGACACUGAGAAGAACGUGUCUUUUUUCAUUAACAAAUGUACACAUUUGUCGGUGUUUUGUUUUCGUAUCGCUCGCCAUAGACCAAUUAAAUAAUAUUUGUAUGCGGAACCUUUUGUUUCAAUACAUUAAAUAUGAAAAUGUACAA
Daphnia carinata is the source of this 2414-nucleotide messenger RNA. RefSeq names its product G protein-activated inward rectifier potassium channel 3-like. Lineage: Eukaryota; Metazoa; Arthropoda; Branchiopoda; Diplostraca; Daphniidae. Gene Ontology annotation, biological process: regulation of monoatomic ion transmembrane transport; potassium ion import across plasma membrane. The record is from RefSeq and is a predicted model, not a curated record. Gene Ontology annotation, cellular component: plasma membrane. Bases 290 to 1933 code for a protein of 547 amino acids. The transcript is spliced from 7 exons. Gene Ontology annotation, molecular function: inward rectifier potassium channel activity.